UUGUAUGACAGGGACCUUUCGCAGCCCCGGAACCAAAAGCUCGCGGGCCUCAGUUGCGGGCGGACGUGGGCCCGGCCUGUCCGUCCGUGCCAGGUUCCCCCGCGUCUGGGACGACUGGCGGGAAAGUUCAGGUUCGCCGGCAGCAGUGGUCACCUCUGGCCGGAGUCCGAGGCCGCCGGCUCUUCAGAUUUGUUGAUCUACAGAAUGCUUCGGUACCUGUAUUUUUGUAGACCAUAUAAAAAGUGUUUUUCAUACUGGUUGGAAUCUGACAUAGUUAAUUUAGGUGUCUGGCAAAGAAAAUUACACACUACAGCAAGAAGGUGUAAUGAAUAUAAAGCCCAAGAGCAAGCAGGUCAAACUGGAACUCAGGAAUUACACACAUCUCAAAACAGAGAUUCGGAUGCAGCGGCUAAAUUGCAUGUUCCAGUAAUGGUGGAUGAAGUUGUUCGUUGUUUGGCGCCACAAGAAGGGCAGGUUUUUCUAGAUAUGACAUUUGGUUCAGGCGGACACACAAGAGCCCUUCUCCAAGAGGAACCAGACAUUGCAGUGUAUGCCUUAGACAGAGACCCAGCAGCCCAUGCGCUCGCCCGGCAGCUUUCACAACUCUAUCCUAAACAGAUCCGAGCUCUGCUAGGCCCAUUCAGCCAGGCGGAAGCGUUGCUAUUGAAGGCUGGAGUGCAGCCGGGAACUGUGGAUGGGGUUCUUUUGGAUCUUGGGUGUUCCUCCAUGCAACUUGACACUCCUGAAAGAGGAUUUUCCUUUCGGAAGGAUGGUCCCUUAGACAUGAGGAUGGAUGGUGGCAGGUACCCUGACAUGCCCACUGCUGCUGAUGUUGUGAACGCCUUAGAUCAACAGGCUCUUGCUUCCAUCCUGAGAAGAUAUGGGGAAGAGAAGCACGCCAGGAAAAUCGCAUUAGCUAUCAUUCAGGCACGGGCCACAUACCCGAUCACCAGAACCCAGCAGCUUGCCAGCAUCGUAGCAGGUGCAUUUCCUCCUUCUGCUAUUUAUGCACGGAAAGACUUGCUACAACGAUCGACCCAUAUUGCUACCAAGACUUUCCAAGCACUUCGCAUCUUUGUGAACAAUGAGCUCAAUGAACUCUGCACAGGACUCAAGACAGCGGAGAAGUUUCUGAGGCCCGGUGGCCGCCUUGUUGCCAUCUCUUUUCACUCAUUAGAGGAUCGAAUCGUCAAGCGCUUCUUGCUUGGGAUUAGCAUGAUGGAAAGGUUUAACCUAAGUGUCAGACAGAAGAUGGCGGAAACCCUGGAUUCAGAGCAGGAAAACAGGGAAGGAACCACGCCUCUUGCGUGGGAGAUGAUCCACAAGAAGGUGCUGACGCCCAGCGAGCAGGAAGUGCAGCAGAACCCCAGAGGGCGCUCGGCCAAGCUGCGUGCUGCCCUCAAAUUAUGAGGAAUGGGCCUAAGUGAUCCUCGCCUUCCUUCCUGCAGCCACGAUCCCGGCACUGCAGCCAUCUUAAGCGCGAGGCACGUGGAAACUGAUGCUAUCCACCACGUGCUUUUCUCAGAGAAAGUUGUAGAGGAACUUAGAUGACGUGGAGAUACUGAGUAGGAAGCAGCAGCAUCUCCACACUGGGAAAAUGCCUUCAUCUUUGCAUAAUCUAUGAGUUUUGAGACUCAGUCCUUUACUUGAUAUGGAAAUAAUAGAAAAACAUUUUGUAUUUGUGUAAAUAUGUAAACUGAAGUUGUCAAGCAGAAAGAAAUUGUAGUCCUAUCUGUAUGCCUUAAAUUCAGAAGUUAGAUGUUCAUACUAUGGCUCAAGAAAUUAAUAAUAAUCAUGAAAUGAAUUUUGAUUUCCCUAAUUGUAGAUAACUGGUGCAGCUUUUUCAGAUACAGGCUUUUUACAAAUUUUACUUUUUUAAAUUUCACUUUUGAGCCAGGCG
Messenger RNA from Octodon degus (degu), 1900 nucleotides. It is a transcript of the gene Mettl15, whose product is annotated as methyltransferase like 15. The transcript has 6 exons. NCBI's taxonomy places the organism in Eukaryota, Metazoa, Chordata, Mammalia, Rodentia, Octodontidae. Gene Ontology annotation, biological process: rRNA base methylation. The record is from RefSeq and is a predicted model, not a curated record. Bases 205 to 1410 code for a protein of 401 amino acids. Gene Ontology annotation, molecular function: rRNA (cytosine-N4-)-methyltransferase activity.